UAUAAAAAAGUAAUAGGUUAAAUCUAUUAUAAUCUAGUUUUUGACUAAAAUCAGUGAUCAUGAUUAAAUCGUUUGCUGAUUUAAUACCGGUAAAGUAUAGAGAUGUGGGUAAUAAGGGUGGCGUAAAGCACCUGAACCUCAAUGAACAACAAUUACUAGAUUUUGAGAUCCGAGACCUACCGGUGCCGCCAAUUGUAGCCAACCCUCACGUGCCGGAUGUGGUGGACAUCGUUGAGCGUGAGAUCAACGAAUGUCUGGACAAGCCAUGGAGGGACCGAAUGAACAUGUCCAUUUUUCAGGCUUAUAUGUUCACCACGAGCGAUCGAGAACUAUUUGCUGCCAUAGCGUUUGUGCAAAUAUUUGGCUUUUUUGUUGAUGAUCAAUUAGAUAAAGUUCGAGAUAAGUCAGUGAUUAACGAUUGGUAUAAAAAGUUUAAGACGGGUCAAAGUGAAGAUAAUACACCGUUGGAUCGUUUGCUGGUCAAAGCCCGGCGUUAUGUCAAUCAGUACCUGAGCCCGGAUCAGGCGGACAGACAUAUUAAAUACAUACUGAGCUAUAUUGACACCUAUCACACUCGUAUUGAUUAUAAAAGUUCCGACACCGGCGACGUAAUGACGUAUGAUCAGUUUCUCACAUUU
Molecule: messenger RNA, 638 nt
Organism: Medioppia subpectinata
Lineage: Eukaryota; Metazoa; Arthropoda; Arachnida; Sarcoptiformes; Oppiidae
Source: the annotation of a GenBank genome assembly